GUGCAGGAUGUUCAGAGGUUGAGAUUGAUACAUUAACGGGUGACCAUACAAUCUUAAGGACAGAUAUAUGUAUGGAUAUUGGUAGAAGUUUAAAUUAUGCAUUAGAUGUUGGACAAAUUGAAGGAGGUUUUAUGCAAGGUGUUGGAUGGCAUACUCUUGAAGAAAGUUCACAUUUUCCAAAUGGUGCAAAAGUAUCUAAUUUAAAUUCAAUUCAUGGCAGUAAAGGAAUUGGUGAACCACCAUUGCUUUUAGGAAUUUUAAGGUCACCCGCAACACCCGAAAGAAUUCGAAUUGCUUGUGAUGAUGAAAUUGUGAGGAAUUGUAAGGUUGAGAAAAAAGACGGAGAACUUCCAUGG
Racocetra persica is the source of this 356-nucleotide messenger RNA. The record is from the annotation of a GenBank genome assembly. Lineage: Eukaryota; Fungi; Glomeromycota; Glomeromycetes; Diversisporales; Gigasporaceae.